This is a messenger RNA of Synchiropus splendidus (mandarinfish), 8979 nucleotides long. It is a transcript of the gene kif1b, whose product is annotated as kinesin family member 1B. The record is from RefSeq and is a predicted model, not a curated record. Gene Ontology annotation, biological process: microtubule-based movement. Gene Ontology annotation, molecular function: microtubule motor activity; microtubule binding; ATP binding. The transcript is spliced from 55 exons. Lineage: Eukaryota; Metazoa; Chordata; Actinopteri; Syngnathiformes; Callionymidae. The coding region runs from base 291 to 6107 and encodes 1938 amino acids.
CAAGACACUUUAUCUAUUCCUCAUUCGCUUGUGAGCGGAUAACAUCCGUAUUUUUAUCUUCCAGGGGAACCUUACUCCUUGAGGAUUAUUUGGUGGAGCGAAGCGAUAAAAUGGGCGUCUUUCACCGGAGUGGACUUUUAGCUACACGCAGAUUCUGAUCCACAAACAUCCCAUUUGACGCCCGUUAGCUUCACAGUCGCCGCCGCUAUCGCCAGGUACCAGCGUCGGCGAGAGUCUCCAGAGGGGUGACGUCAAACCCAUUUCACUUGGAGACGUCCUGCACCGCCAACAUGUCAGGGGCUUCUGUAAAAGUUGCUGUCCGGGUCCGGCCAUUCAACUCUCGGGAAACAAGCAAAGAAUCAAAAUGUAUCAUUCAGAUGCAAGGCAACACAACAACUAUUCUCAAUCCCAAAGCCCCAAAAGAACCAGCAAAGACCUUCAGUUUCGAUUACUCCUACUGGUCCCACACAACGCCAGAAGAUCCCACCUUUGCAUCACAAAAUCUUGUGUACAAUGACAUUGGUAAAGAAAUGCUGGCACAUGCCUUUGAAGGCUACAACGUCUGCAUCUUUGCCUACGGCCAGACAGGAGCUGGCAAAUCCUACACUAUGAUGGGGAAACAGGAGGAGGGGCAGGAAGGAAUCAUCCCCAUGCUUUGUGAAGAUCUCUUUGAGAAGAUCAAUGAGAGCAGCAACAACGAGGAGCUUUCCUACUCAGUGGAGGUCAGCUACAUGGAGAUCUACUGUGAACGAGUCAGAGAUUUGCUCAAUCCCAAGAACAAAGGAAACUUGCGGGUGCGGGAACAUCCUCUUCUAGGUCCUUAUGUGGAAGAUCUGUCCAAGCUGGCGGUUACCUCCUACACUGACAUCGCUGAUCUCAUGGAUGCAGGAAACAAGGCGCGAACGGUGGCUGCUACCAACAUGAAUGAGACCAGCAGCAGGUCUCACGCUGUCUUCACCAUCGUCUUCACACAAAGGAAACAUGACAGUGAGACGGACCUUUCUACUGAGAAGGUCAGCAAGAUUAGUUUGGUAGACUUGGCCGGAAGCGAACGAGCAGAUUCCACAGGAGCCAAAGGCACCCGGCUAAAGGAGGGAGCUAAUAUUAACAAGUCCCUCACCACAUUGGGAAAGGUUAUCUCUGCACUGGCUGAAGUGGAUAAUUGUACCAGCAAGAGUAAGAAAAAGAAGAAGACGGAUUUCAUCCCAUACAGAGAUUCUGUUUUGACAUGGCUGUUAAGGGAAAACCUUGGUGGAAACUCCAGAACAGCAAUGGUCGCCGCCCUCAGUCCUGCAGAUAUCAACUACGAUGAAACCCUCAGUACGCUUCGGUAUGCCGACCGAGCAAAGAACAUCAAGUGCAAUGCUGUUAUCAAUGAGGAUCCCAAUAAUAAGCUGGUGCGUGACCUUAAGGAUGAAGUGGCGCGACUGAAGGAACUGCUCCGUGCCCAGGGCUUGGGAGACAUCCUGGACAUAGAUCCAAUGGGGGAUGAUUGCUCAAGUGGAAUCAAAUGUGAAAGUCCACAAACCUUCAGACUGCCACCUCUUGGUUCUCAGACUGAGGUUUCGAGCUACAAAAGUAAAGCGCCUAUCGGUUCUCUGACAGCUUCACCGUCGUCUGGUUUGCUGUGCAACCAGGGUGGCCUACAGUCGGCCACUAGUAUCCAGGAGCGCAUCAUGUCAACACCCGGAGGAGAGGAGGCCAUUGAAAGACUAAAGGAAUCAGAGAAGAUCAUUGCUGAGCUCAAUGAAACCUGGGAAGAGAAACUGCGCAAGACGGAAGCCAUCCGCAUGGAGAGAGAGGCAUUGCUAGCUGAGAUGGGUGUGGCAAUCCGUGAAGAUGGAGGAACCUUAGGUGUAUUUUCUCCUAAAAAGCUUAACCAUGAAAGGCAAUUUGAUUGUUUUCCAGUAAAGGAGAAUUUCAUUGAGAAGUCAUGCGAUCUCUAUACAGACUUUAAUGGGGUCUUCUCCCCAAAGAAGACUCCGCACCUGGUGAACUUGAAUGAGGAUCCCCUCAUGUCCGAGUGUCUGCUCUACUACAUCAAAGAUGGAAUUACAAGGGUGGGUCAGGCAGAUGCUGAAAGAAGACAGGAUAUUGUCUUAAGUGGUGCUCAUAUCAGAGAAGAACAUUGCAUAUUCUGCAGUGAGAGAAAUGCCAAUGGCGAUGUGGUCGUCAUGCUGGUGCCAUGUGAAGGAUCAGAAACUUAUGUCAAUGGCAAGCGAGUUGAGGAUGCUAUCCAGCUACGUUCAGGAAACCGUAUCAUUAUGGGAAAGAACCACGUGUUCCGGUUCAACCACCCGGAACAAGCCAGGGCUGAAAGAGAGAAAACACCCACAGCUGAGACACCAGUGGAACCGGUGGACUGGACUUUUGCUCAACGAGAGUUAUUGGAGAAGCAAGGCAUUGACAUGAAGCAGGAGAUGGAGAAGAGGCUCACUGAGAUGGAAAUCUUGUACAAAAAAGAAAAAGAAGAAGCCGAUCAACUCUUGGAGCAGCAGCGUCUGGUUUACGAGAGCAAAUUGCAGGAACUUCAGAAACAGGUUGAGACCCGAUCACUUAUAGCGGAGACGCCAGAUGAAGAAGAGCUUGAAGAGGAGGAGGAAGAGGAAGAGCCUCAACUACUGGGAUUGCCGUGGACUCAGCACGAGUAUGAUUUAGCUCAGUGGGCCUUCAGGAAAUGGCGCUACCACCAGUUCACCUCCCUGCGUGAUCAGCUGUGGGGAAAUGCUGUGUACCUGAAGGAGGCCAAUGCCAUCAGUGUGGAGCUCAAGAAAAAGGUCCAGUUCCAGUUUGUGUUGCUCACAGAUACCUUGUACUCCCCCCUGCCGCCCGAGCUGCUUCCUCCAGAACCAGAGAAGGAUCGUGACCUGCGCCCGUUCCCUCGUACAGUCGUUGCAGUGGAAGUCCAGGACCUGAAGAAUGGGGCAACGCACUACUGGUCCCUUGAAAAACUAAAGCAGCGGCUGGAGCAGAUGAGAGAGAUGUACGACCGCGCGGGAGAAAUGGCCUCAGCGCACCAGGAGGAAAUUGGCGAGGGGACUUUGACAGGAAAUGACCCCUUCUAUGACCGCUUCCAUUGGUUCAAGCUGGUGGGCAGCUCCCCCAUUUUCAACGGUUGCGUCAACGAGCGCCUGGCUGACCGCACGCCCUCUCCCACCUUCUCCACCACCGACUCCGAGAUCACAGAGAUGGCAGAUGAACGGCAGAGCGAGAUGUCCGACUUGAUCGACGACGAGGCAUUUGUGGACGAUACCAGCUCAGACGCCGGCACCGAGGAGGGGUCGGAUAUCUUCAGCGACGGCCAAGACCCCUUCUAUGACCGCUCCCCCUGGUUCAUCCUGGUGGGAAGAGCUUUUGUGUACCUGAGUAACCUGCUCUACCCAGUACCCCUGGUGCACCGUGUUGCCAUAGUAACUGAGAAAGGAGACGUGCGUGGGUUCCUGCGUGUGGGAGUCCAGGCGAUUGCUGCCGACGAGGAAGCGCCAGACUACGGCUCAGGUGUGCGCCAGUCAGGGACUGCUAAGAUCUCCUUUGAUGACGAGUACUUCAAGAAGAAUGACUACUCAUCCCCGGGAAUGACCCACUCUGGCUUGUCCCUGGAAGAACUGCGUAUAGUGGAGGGCCAAGGUCAAAGUUCAGAGGUCAUCACACCCUCGGAGGAGCUCAACAGAAUCAAUGACAUGGAUCUCAAGCUGGGAGACACAGCAGACACCAAGCUGAGUUGUGGCGAAGGUCUGGCAGGCCAGCUGGAGGUGGGCAGCAUCUUCACCUUCCGUGUUACUGUGCUCCAAACUACCGGCAUCCCACCCGAAUAUGCAGACAUCUUCUGCCAAUUCAAUUUCCUGCAUCGCCAUGACGAGGCGUUCUCUACUGAGCCUUUGAAGAACACUGGAAAAGGAACUCCUCUGGCCUUCUACCAUGUCCAGAAUAUAUCGGUUGAGGUGACUCAGUCAUUCAUCGAGUACAUCAAGACCAAGCCCAUCGUGUUUGAGGUGUUCGGACACUACCAGCAGCACCCUCUCCAUCUCCAUGGGCAGGACCUGAUCAGUCCUCCAACACAGUCUAGGAAAUACUAUCCCAUCCCAAUGCCUUUGUCUAAACCAGACCACAAACGUAAGAUUGAACUGAUCCGGUACCUGAUGAGUGGCUAUGUGAAUGGCAAGGUGCUGGACACUUUGUCGGAGCACGCCAACGCCUUGGCCGCCUCUGCUGUGGCCAGUCUGGAUGAGGAGGCUGACCAGCUUUCUCACUUUCCCUUCCUGCCCGUGCCUAGUGACCUUGUGUUUGUUGUGCCGCGGCACCACGUUCCAGCCACCAAGCUAAACACCAUCACCAAGUCCAAUUUGGGCCAGUGUGUCAGCAAGUAUGACCUGCUGGUCUGGUUUGAAAUCAGUGAACUGGAGCCCACAGGAGAAUACAUUCCAGCUAUUGUGGAUCACAGCGGAGGUUUGCCUUGUCAUGGAACCUACCUGCUGCACCAGGGCAUCCAGCGGAGGAUCACAGUGACGCUCAUCCAUGAGAAGGGCAGCGAACUGCACUGGAAGGACGUUCGUGAGCUUGUUGUGGGUCGCAUCAGGAGUAAGGCUGAGGUGGAGGAUUGUGCUGCCGAUGCAGUCCUCUCUCUCAAUAUCAUUUCUGCCAAGAACAUUAAGUCCUCACACAACGCCAACAGGCUUUCUAUUGAUAAGGAUAUUGAUAGAACGUUCUACCGCUUCGAGGCGGUUUGGGACAGCUCCCUGCACAACUCCCUGCUGCUGAACAGAGUCACCCCCUAUGGAGAGAAGAUCUACAUGACUGUGUCAGCAUAUCUGGAGCUGGACCACUGCAUCCAACCGGCCAUCAUUACCAAAGACAUCUGCAUGGUGUUUUACUCACGGGACGCCAAGAUUUCUCCUCCUCGCUCCCUCAGAAACCUCUUCGGGAGUGGAUACUCCAAAACUCCAGACUGCAACCGGGUGACUGGCAUCUAUGAGCUGAGCUUGUGCAAGAUGUCUGACUCUGGUAGUCCAGGCAUGCAGCGCAGGAGGAGGAAGGUCCUGGAUACAUCAGUGGCGUACGUGCGUGGAGAGGAGAACUUGGCAGGUUGGAGGCCCAGAGGAGACAGUCUCAUCCUGGAGCAUCAGUGGGAACUUGAGAAGAUGGAGCAACUUCAAGAGGUGGAGAAGACCCGGCACUUGCUCCUACUGAGGGAGAAGCUGGGAGAAUCAGCUCCUACCUCCAAGUUCUUGAGUGAUUCACCGCUUUCACCGAGCAUGAGCUCAGGCACCUUAUCAACCUCCACAUCCAUAUCCUCCCAAAUAUCCAGCACCACCUUUGAGAGUGCCAUCACGCCCAGCGAGAGCAGCGGCUACGACUCAGCCGACAUCGAGAGUCUGGUGGAUCGUGAGAAGGAGCUGGCCACGAAGUGUCUGCGACUGCUGACACACACAUUCAACAGUGAAUACAACCAGGUGGUGAACAGCAUCAGCGACUGCAAGCUUUCUGACAUGUCUCCAAUGGGCCGUGACCCGUCAGUGACCAGCUUCAGCAGCGCCACCAUCACGCCAUCCUCCACCUGCCCCUCUCUGGCUGACUCGCGCUGCAGCUCCAUGGAUCAGAAAACUCCAGAAAAUUGCUCUCGUGCGUCAAGCCCCUCCUGCUCGGAUUACGAAAACUUCCCCAUGGUUCCCACGCUAGAGAUGUCCUACCUCGCUCGCGCCGGGAAGAACGAGUUCCUCAACUUGGUUCCUGACAUCGAGGAGAUGAGGCCUGGAUCUGUCGUGUCCAAGAAGGGUUUCUUGAGCUUCAUGGAGCCGCGCUCCAACUCUUGGGUCAAGCACUUUGUGGUUGUGCGACGGCCUUACGUCUUCAUCUACAACGGUGACAAGGACCCGGUCGAACGAGGGGUCCUUAACCUGUCCACAGCUCAGGUGGAAUACAGCGAAGACCAGCAGGCCAUGAUUAAGACUCCCAACACAUUUGCAGUCUGCACGAAACAUCGAGGAAUCCUCCUGCAGGCCAACAAUGAGAAGGACAUGAAUGACUGGCUCUACGCGUUUAACCCGCUCCUGGCCGGAACAAUAAGAUCCAAGCUGGCGAGGAGACGCAGCAACCAAAUAAAGAACUGAGUCGUGCUGAGCGCCGCGGCUUCACCUCUCUCUCUCUCUCUCUCUCUGAAAAGCCUUUUGAACAAGUGUUGAAACGUAUUAAUCAUUGUGACUCUUGACGGUUUUCUCUUGUAAGUAGACCUGUGGCUUCAGUCUCUUUCAUGCAACUACAGAUUUUAGUUCCCUCCCUCCUCCGCUUCUUCGUGUCCUUUUUUUUUUUUUUUUUAAAUCCUGGGUCUAAUUCUGUUCCGCUUUUGUCCUCAUUCCCCAACUCCCUAACUAGUAGCAUGUUGUAGUAGUCAACCUGUGUGUGCACGAUUUGGCAAAAAAACAAAACAAAAAAAAAAACACCACUGUUCCCUUGACCGUUUCAGUUGGCCAGCAUCUGAAAAAAAAGGUCUUUUCAGUGUUACUUGUCUCCUCAGUAGUGUUUUUUUUAAAGAUUGAUUUUUGUAUUCCAAUUACAACCGCAUGAAACCUGCAGCAGUCCUCAGGUGAAGACCAUGUUUGCUGACUGAAAUGAUCCACAGAUGAAGUUUACUUUCUGCUGAGAAAAGUCUAAAAAAAACUCACACUCUUUCUUCGCGAGCUCUAUAUCAGGCUGCUGCCUUUUCCUCCACUAGACAAGUGCAAGCCACUCGUCAUGUAUUGGAGUCCCUUGUAGACCGAACCCACGAGUGGGAGAUGGUUUUAGAAUCAUGGGUUUAAGUCGUAAUGUAAUAUGAGUGUGGUGAAAUUCCACCAAAGCGAAUGAGGGAAUCAUCUGAGUUGUCUCUCUUACUACAUUCCUCCUCAGCAGAUGAAGUGUCGGACCUCAAACUCUGUUAUCAUGAAGACAAUAUAUCUGAAGCAAGUUCAACCUCGAUGCAGGAAGUUCAUUUUUUUGUUCAGCUGCUACUCACACGUUGUCACACACUGAAGUCCGUAACAAUAGUCAGACUCUUGUUUUAUCAUGUUAGCUGUUUUCAUUGAUGUUUUCUGAACGUUACUUUGCACAUGACUAGCAUCUAUAGCAAGAGCAGGGAAGCUCGACGUGUCCGGGAUAUACCAGCACAUAUCUAGGUGACACCCGAGGAGAUACAUGAGAGACUCAAUAUAAAGGGAGAGAGUGUUUUUUAUUAUUAUUUAACCCUGGAAAUAGUUGCUCUAGAAAUGUUCUUGUUCAAGUCGAUGGUAAAGAAGUUGUGUUCUGUGAGCGAGGUGCAAACUCUGGCCAGCCAACCAGACGUUUGACCAGUCUGAUCCAUGACUCGAUAUCGCGAGAGGACGCCGCCUUUUAUGGCUCUAGCAUUGAAAGAGAGUAUGACUCCCAGAUAUGAACUGUUUUGCAAAGCACAACUAAGGUCCACCUUGUUCAUGAGCACAUGUUUUUACUUGUUACUUUUUACGAGUAAAGGUUUUCACCUUCAACAGAAAGAGGGGAGAAUGUUUGGUAUAUAUCGGCGAUGAGAAACUCUGGCCAACCAUCCAGCAGUAGCCGAAUGUACAGGAUGGAAAAUGUGGAGUGUUAGUGGAGCCUUCUACUGGUGUGGAGUGGUAUCUCUUCUGUCUUAUUGAGUUACUUAGUGAGUUAGCUGUGGGAAUAAAAUGUCCUUGGUACCAUGUGGCUACCUCAAGAUUCGUAGUAGACGUGCAGAGCGCUGCUGUAACAUUGCAACAUCAUGUCGUAUCAGAUGCAGUUUCUGAAUUCUAUCAAUGUUAAUAGCAAACAAGGGCGAGUCAAGAAUGAAGCCUUAAUAAAUCAGCCCUUCCAAAUUCAAUUGGAGCACAGAUUAUGACCAUAUUGAGUCCAACAAAUACUAUAAACCAAUGUAUUUGACAGCAUCAGGGGGAGUUGACUUUAACUUUAAUUGUUACAAUUUUAUCUGUGUGUUCUUUACAUUUUCUAUUUUGUACUUGUGCAUUAAUAUUCAACUUGUGUCAUUGUUUUCCAGUUAAAAUUGUUAUAUGAAGGGACACAACUUGGAUAUGUAGGUAAAAACAAAAAUGAGAAUCUGAAAUGAAGUCUUACAAAUCUCAGCCAACAAGUCAAACAACCUCUUGGUUGGGAAUCCGUGGCUUUAUAACAGCUAAUUUCUGGGAGUCAUGUCCUCGUCCGUAGCCAAAACAAAUUCACCUCAGAGCAACUACUUUCACUUUCAAGGCAUUUUUAUUUCGCAUGUUUAUUCUGAAUUGUGUGUCCAUAUUUGUUUGCAGCUCUUUGCACAUAUUAACUAAAGGGUUUAACUAACUGAUCAAUCCACGUCUGUUGCGGUUUAGUUGCUCUACUCAGAUUGAACCAAAUGAUGGUGUUGAAUGUACUUGGAAGAUGUGUGUUGUUCAUCAUCGAAAAGGGCAAAAUGUGGGGAGUUCCAUUAGCGCUUCCUGGAUUCGAGUGUGUUUGAUUUACUCACAGCUAACCAGCCUCCUGAAUUAUCAACUAUAUAAAGUCAUUUAAUUUCUGAUAUCAGGGAAUACGAUAUGAAGUAGCUAGUGAUAUCUCUCGGUGACAUUCUAUGUUGUUGUUCGUGCCGGUGUCUUUCAUUCACCUAAACACUUUUUUUCCGUUGAUGCCUUUCAAACAAACAAACAAACAAACGAAAGAUCUUCGUCCUCCCCUCUGACAAAUUGAUAUCAACUCUUCCCUCUGUUUUUUUUGUUCACCUAAAGACAAUAACACUGUACAUUCUCUGUCUGAUCUGGUGUCAUUUUCAUACUUAAUUUGUAAAUAUCUGUGUCGUAUGGAGCUUGAAUUAAAAACUGUAAAUAUGUUUCAUGUAUUUGUAAUAACUAUAAUCCAUUCGCUGUAUAGCAUAGAUGUGUCAUGCAGAUAUCCUAAUUCCGUGUAUGGUAAUAUUGCACCGUUGAGCUGUUUAGUGAAUGAGACAACAAUAAAAGUGCAAACUGUGCAGUA